AAGAGACUCCAUGAACUAUUGUCAUGCGAUUGGCAUCUUGCUGGCAACUUUCGAGAGCAUGGUGCAGUUCAUUCUGAGGGUAUUACCCCCGAGUAAACUCCGUGCAUCCCACCUUCCGCAUCAGCUAUCACCUCCCCUUUGCGCUUUACAACAUAAGCUUCCACAUACGCGCAAGACACUAGAUAUAAGUGGUUUACUGCGUAAACAGGAGAUACACACUCUCGCACUGUUGCACUGGAGGCUCAGGACACCCCAAUGAGAGCGACAGAUCAAAGCCGGCCGAGCAGUCGGCGGGGGGCGUCCGGCGCAUGGAAUCGAUUAAAACCGCCGCGAGAAGAUGCUCUUGAGAGCUACGGCCUACCGUCUAAAGGAGAAACCAGACUCAACGACUUCAAAACUCAAGAGAUAUAUUACAACCGUAUUGUAGAGCGAUAUAUGAAGUUUUGCGCCGCUUCACCUAACGGCAGCGACCUUGAUGCACACUUCGCCUCUUUAUCUAUACAGUCGACUAGUCUGAAGUCAUCUACAAUCACAACAGAGGAACCACAGACCAUCCCUGAUCCGCCAAUGGCUAACACGUCCACCGGUGAACUUGCCAAAAUCCUCUCUGCACUUCGUAAGCUUCGAGAAGGCAUUACCGCGACAGCACGCUGUGACCUUUUCGCCAAACGGGCUUACAUAUUCAAUGUUCAUGCCGCAAUUCUUUGCAGAGAUUGGGAGUCGUAUCACCCUGCCUUGGUUACUCUCCUGAAUAAGAUUCAUCCGCAAACACCACUCACUCCUGCGGAACUACAUGAGUAUGUUGGUUACCUGAUAUUAGAUCAAGCCUGCCGCCAGGGUGACUAUACUGGAGCACACGAGACAAGAUUGAAAUAUAAAUACAUGGAUUGGAGGGUACAAUGCGUGCUCCAAGCUCUGGUGGCUGACAAUUGGGUUGUAUUUUGGAAGAUGAAGAAGGCAGUUGAUGGAUAUCAACGGAGAAUCAUGGGCUAUGCGGAGCAAACAAUAAGGGUGCAUGCCCUCAAGUGCUUAGGAAGGGGCUACAUGAGCGCAGACAAAAGAUUUAUCGAGUCUUGCGCAGAUAGACAGUGGUCUGAUUUGGUUGACGAUGGAGUGGGUUGGGAAUUGACGGAAACGGAUAGAGUGAUCAUCAAGAAGCCGAAGGCGAAAUGAUGACCCGAGCAAUCGCUCUCCCUUGUUAGAAUGCUCUAUUAUGAUGACCAGAGGUAUGAUAUAGGGAACGGAGUAGUACAUGCUAUAACCUAAAGAAUAUAUGGAUAUACCAAGUGAACGAUGAAGACCCCAUGCGGAAUGGGAUAAUGUCGAAAAAGACGAUCACG
Messenger RNA from Aaosphaeria arxii CBS 175.79, 1340 nucleotides. RefSeq lists its product as uncharacterized. NCBI's taxonomy places the organism in Eukaryota, Fungi, Ascomycota, Dothideomycetes, Pleosporales. The record is from RefSeq and is a predicted model, not a curated record. The coding region runs from base 256 to 1173 and encodes 305 amino acids. The transcript has 2 exons.